Molecule: messenger RNA, 2969 nt
Organism: Sphaerodactylus townsendi
Lineage: Eukaryota; Metazoa; Chordata; Lepidosauria; Squamata; Sphaerodactylidae
Gene: SETD9
Product: SET domain containing 9
Exons: 6
Coding region: 130-951 (273 amino acids)
Molecular function (GO): protein binding
Source: RefSeq, a predicted model, not a curated record
GCGCCUCUCUCCAAGACUUGAAGGACCUGCAGCAGACAGAGAGACAACGAGGGCACUCAGUUCAGUUCUUCCGCGUGUUUUGGAAAGAAAACCUUUGGCCUUAGUGACGUGUCUCUCAACCACGUGCGAAUGAUAUCAAGUCGGGGUAGCAGAAGGCUCUUGCGAUGCCCCACCAACAACCCCCUGACUGUACGAUUUGUACCAGAAGAAUCUGAAGACAAAACCAUUUCUGAUAACGAUGUCCUUCAGAUGCUCUUGAAGACAUUUAAAGCUCUAUUUGUAAAUGACUUGGCUAGGCAAAUGCCUCUUCUAAGUUUACUCCCAGAGGUCCAGUCUAAAUAUCCAGAAGUACAGCUUGUCUGCCCUGAAACAUCCACAGCAAAUGCAGAAGAUGUUCUGCUUAACACACUAGGAUUCAGCAUUGCUCGAAGCCAGAGUUCCCUCGUUUCUGCUGGUUCAGGCGUCUUCGUGACCAGAGGGUUUGUCCCGAAAAGGACCAUUGUAGCUAUGUAUCCUGGCACAGUGUAUGAAAACUAUGAGCCCAUCUUUUUCCAGUCUAUUGGCAAUCCAUUUAUAUUUAGAUGCAUAGAUGGAGUCCUUAUUGAUGGUAAUGACAAAGGCAUAUCAAAAGCUGUGUACCGAUCAUGCAGCAAGAGAGAUCAACUUGGCCCUUUAAAAAUGAAUGAUAUCUCUUGGCUUGCAGUGGCUGUACGGAAUCCACUGGCAGUGGGGCAGUAUGUCAACAACUGCUCGGCAGACAAAGCCGCCAAUGUAUGCUACCAGGAAUUUGAUAUACCUGAAUGUUUUCCUAUAGAAUUCAGACAGUAUCUUCCCAACAUAAACUACAGCCAUGAAGUACAGAGGCCAUUGAGAGUUGUAGUUUUGGUUGCUCUCAGAGAUAUUGGUCCGGGAGAAGAGCUUUUUUCUAACUACUACACAAUCAUCAGCUGAGCCCAAAGAACCAGCAAUGGAGCAGCUUAGGACUCCUAAGUUCUUGCAUUGAAUGUCUGGUUGGUAUUCUGAUGCCCCUCUAGCCACUGGAAGCAAGCAAUGUAAUUUAGAGUAGUGGUCCCCAUCUUGGGGUACGCAUCAGAGGUAUGUGAGCUUAGUGAACAAUUACCAAUAUAUGGCCUGUACUGGGCUCAGUUUGGAAAACUAUAUUUGUUGCAAAAUGUGAUGGUUACAAUUCUGACACAAACACCCACCAUUCUUACUCCAACAGCAUGGUUUCACAUUUGUUUCCGGACUCAAUUGAAAGAGCUGGUUUUGAUCUUGAAAACUCAGGCCCAAAAUACCUGACAUUCUGUGCCAAGAUGUUGAAAUUGUCCAGUGGCUUUUAAGUAAGCACAAUAAAAACACUUUUAGAGCUACGGUCCUCCAGUUAUAGAAUUCCCUAUCUGUUCAAGUAUGGCUAAGUUUGCAAUAAAAUCUGUCUUCAUGAAGGCCCGCAGCAUUUGAUUAUAGCAAAGAAUUAAUUGGGGGGGGGGGGGUAUUUCAGCUUAUUUAUAUGGAUUAUAUACUGCUGCUAAUAAGAACAAAAUGUUUUUAUUCUGUUUCAGACAUUGCUGUUGGAUUACGUUGCUUUUUAUUUUUAAUCUGGCGUUUGAAAAACCUUUUUCAUGUUAAAUGCAUCUAAAAGGUAGUUUUUUUUAAACUGUGAUGUUAGUUUUUUAUAUAUUUUCUGUAAGCAUCUUUGAAUACUUUUUUUGUAGAAAGGAGAGAUAUAAAUUCUCUAAAUAAAUACUCCCUGAAAUAUUCUUUUAUCGUCAUAAUGGCCUGUUCCUCUUGAGUGACAGUAGUGCAGUCCUAUGCAGUGUAAUCCCGUUGAAAUGAAUGGUUUUAGACUGGAGUAACUCUCCUCAGGACUAUAUUGUAUUUUUUCCAGUGACACAUAGCACCAACCAUGACCUUUAUCCCCAUGAAGUUUGUUUGAAUGCCCAUUAUAUAAUGAAUUUACAAGGCUCCCUGAAAUGCAAUAGUAGUGGACAUAUUCACCAGCUAUAUUGCAAAAAUCAGGCAAAAACACAGUGAUGGAAAUCCAGAAGAUCUACAUUUGUACAACAUACAUACCAAAAUAGCAGUCUCUAUUUAUGCACAAGCCAUUAUAAAAAUUGAUACAUAUUUAAGACUUGGCUGUGAGGAAUUUAUUUUUUUUAAUUAGGCAGGUUGUGAUUUUGUUUCCUUGUAAGAGAAGGUGUUGUAACAGCAAAAUAAACUGUGUUUAGCUCAGCCAUUAUUAAAACAUUUUCAAGCUUGGCUCUUUCAGCUAAGUAUAGGUCAAGUUUAGAUCAAAGAAGGAUUUGUAUUUUGUUUCACUUCCUGCAGCUUAGUCAGUGAUGACAGUAAAGUCUAUUGGUGCAAGCUAUAUACUAGGAAAGAACAGGAUCCUAGUAGGGUUAGGACAGGUGACCUUGACAGGUUACUGAAAACUGUUUUGAGAUGGAUAGGCCUGCUGAAUACUCUAGCCCUGAUUUCAAAGUUGCAACUAACUAGUGAUCAAAUUGUGAAUGCUUCCCACUAUGGUCCUGUUUAUGCAAAGGAAGAACUGCCUAGUAAUGUGAUACUACUGCAAAAUUGGGCAAAGUAGUUAACUACAGAAUUAUUAUACACCAGAAACAGAGAGGAGAGGAUUAUGGUAUCAAGAGGCAGUACUGAAGAUAUAUAGCUGGAGACCACUCAGUUGCAGUGGUCACAGAGGGAAUAUAACCAAUAGACAUCAAAACAAGACAGUGUACUACCUAUUUGUAGGAAAUACUCCUUCAGAUAGUAUAAAGCACAUUGGUUGCCCUAAAACGCUUGUUACCAUAUACCUCCCAUGACUUACUCUCACCACUCCCUUCCAGAUACACUCAAAUUCCACUCUUCAAAUAAAUAGACUUGAAGUUGUUAAAAAACCUCUCUUUCAAAGCUGUGUGUGUCCGUCCAAAAAUACUGAACUGAAAUAAUAUAGCAGAGGCAUUAAAACUUUC